Molecule: messenger RNA, 180 nt
Organism: Plenodomus lingam JN3
Lineage: Eukaryota; Fungi; Ascomycota; Dothideomycetes; Pleosporales; Leptosphaeriaceae
Source: RefSeq, a predicted model, not a curated record
AUGUCUCGGCAACAGCGCAAAAAAAAUAAAUCAAGGACGCCCGAGCUGCGCCCCCAGCCCUAUGCGGAACGAAUCUGCGGGGUCGAAAGGAGCGAAAGGGAGCGCGCUCGGGGGGAGGAGAUCCGCAUUGAAUGCGCCAAAAAAAAAAAAAAAAAAAAAAAGUGCUACCUACCCAGCUAG